Caenorhabditis angaria is the source of this 6391-nucleotide messenger RNA. NCBI's taxonomy places the organism in Eukaryota, Metazoa, Nematoda, Chromadorea, Rhabditida, Rhabditidae. The record is from the annotation of a GenBank genome assembly.
AUGCACGCGUAUUUCCGCGAAACGGACGACUCAACGACCGUCAAUUUCAGCGCGUAUGGAAAGUUUCUACCCGGCGAAAACACAGGCCGCCAACUUUUGACGAUUGGCGCAAAAUAUUUGCGAGUUUUUCGGACGAAUCCAUAUCUGUUAGUGGAACCGGAGCCGGGAGGUGAUGAAUGGAAACAGAAGACCAAGCUAGAAUGCAUGUUUUCGUGCCGACUUUUGAAUAAAUGCACAUCGGUUGCGGUUGCCAGAAUUCCUCGUGAGUUUUUUUUCCAUUCAUUUCAGAAAUCAUAAUUUUACUUGUAGAAUUACCUGACCAAGAUUCAAUUCUUAUGGCAUUCGACCAUGCAAAACUAUCAAUCAUCGCAAUUAAAGAAAAAGAGCGAGUUAUGCAAACUAUGUCACUUCACGCAUUUGAAAGCGAGUAUUUGAGGGAUGGUUUCAACAGAUAUUUUCCAGAUCCAAUAGUUCGAGUAAGAACUUUUUUAAACAAGGGAACUUUUUCAGCGGUUUCUGAAAAUCUCAAAUGAUAAAGUUCGAAUGUAAAGAUUUUUUCGAAAAAAAAUGUUGUUUUCAGUCCGACCCGCUUAAUCGAUGUGCUGCAAUGCUGGUCUAUGGUAAACAUAUCGCAAUUCUCCCAUUUUUCGAAAACUCGAAGCGAAUCACAAGUUACAUUAUCCCCCUCAAACAAAUCGAUAAAAGACUGGAUAAUGUUGUCGAUAUGAUUUUCCUGGAUGGAUAUUAUUCACCAACAAUUCUAUUUCUCUACGAACCAUUGCAAACAACACCAGGAAGAGCUUGUGUUAGAUAUGAUACAAUGUGUAUAAUGGGUGUUUCUGUGAAUAUAGUUGAUCGACAAUUCGCAGUAGUUUGGCAAACUUCAAAUCUUCCAAUGGAUUGUAACACUCUCCUAGCUGUUCCAAAACCAUUAGGAGGUGCUAUGGUUUUUGGAAUGAAUACGAUGGUUUAUUUGAAUCAAGCAGUUCCUCCUUGCGGAAUGAUGUUGAAUAGUUGCUAUGAAACUUAUACCAAGUUCCCGUUGAAAGAUAUGCAACACUUGAAAAUCACUCUAGAUUGCUCAGCUCAAGCUUACAUGGAAGAUGGAAGAAUUGUUAUUGGCACAAAAGAAGGUGAAUUAUGGUUGCUGAAAUUGGUCACCGCUGCAGGAGGAACUACUGUCAAAGCGCUGGAAUUCAAUAAAAUUUUUGAAACGUCUAUCGCUUAUACGCUCACAUUGUGUGCCCCAGGACACUUGUUCCUUGGUUCAAGAUUAGGAGAUUCCCAACUUUUGGAAUAUAGUGUGAAGCGAAUUGAAAAUGGUGUAAAACGACAGAAAAUGACAAACAAAACAGUUGCUGAAGUAGAUGAAGAUGAUUUGGAAUUAUAUGGUGAUGGAUUAACAGAAGAAGUUGAGGAAGAAAUCAGUGAUGAAGUGGAAGAAUCGCUACAAUUCAAAGAGCUCGAUAGACUUCUCAAUGUCGGACCCGUCAAAACAAUGUGCUAUGGUGCCCCCUACGAAUUAAGUCAAGAAUUGAAAAACAAAAAUCAUAAAGAUCCAAUAGUUGAUAUUGUUGCUGGAACAGGACACGCAAAAAAUGGUGGACUUUGUGUUUUUCAACGAUCUGUUCGCCCAAAUAUCAUUACAAGUAGUGUUCUUACCGGUGCUGAACAAAUGUGGGCAAUCGGAAGAAAAGAAGAUGAAUCACAUCGAUAUUUGCUAGUCACCAGACUUCGUUCUACUCUUGUUCUUGAACUUGGUGAAGAAAUGAUUGAACUUGAAGAACAGUUAUUUGUUUCAAGCGAACCUACAGUAGCCGCCGGCGAAUUGUUGCAAGGCGGUCUUGCUGUUCAAGUUACCUCAACUUGUAUUGCUUUGGUUGCCGAUGGACAACAAUUGCAGGAAUUGCAUAUUAAUUCGAAUUUUCCGGUUGUUAUGGCUUCGAUUGUUGAUCCGUAUGUUGCGCUUUUGACACAGAAUGGAAGAUUGCUACUUUAUCAAUUAGCUACAAGUCCUUAUGUUCAAUUAACGGUAAGCUUUUGAAUUUUUUAGGAGUUAGGUGAAAAAAUUCAUGUUUCCAAUUAUGGUUACGGGAACCUAAAAUUAAAUUAACAAAAACAAGCUUAAAAAAAUUCUCCAAAUUUUUCAGGAAGUCAAUCUUUCCUCAACCCCAUUUGCCAACACACUUACUACAACUCUUACAUCAAUCUCAAUCUACAGUGACACUUCUGGAAUGAUGAAAGUUAGUAGUGGUGGAGAAAAUAAUGAAAAUGAUUUGAAAAAAGAUGGAAAUAAUUUGGACGAAGAUUUAUAUGGGGAUGAUGAUGAUUUUUUGCUUUAUGGUGAAUCAACAUCAAAGACAAAUGUGAAUAUCGAAAAUGAGGGAAGCAAGAAUUCGGAAAGUUCGAAAAGAAAAAGGAAAAGAUUGGGAUUUGAUGCGAUUCAGUCAAAUAAAGGAGGCGAACAAUCUGAUGCAAUUGAUCCAACUGGACCCAUGGCAAAUGUCACUUUUUGGUUGAUUUUGGCACAUGAAAAUGGGAGACUUGUGAUUCAUUCAUUGCCCGAUUUGAAAAUCGCGUUUCAAAUUGGAAAAUUUGGAACAGUUCCUGAGAUUUUAUUGGAUAUUUCUCAAGAAGAAGAGGAAAAAGAAAGGAAGGCAAAAGCACAACUUGCAGCAAGUACGCAAGAACAAACUACCACAGAUAUCUUGAAACCGGAGGAACGAGUCUAUGAGGCUCAAAUUGUUGGAAUGGGAAUCAAUCAAUCGCAUCCGAUUCUGAUGGCAAUUAUUGAUGAGCAAAUUGUGAUGUAUGAAAUGUUUUCGGCGGAAAAUUCGAUUGCUGAACAUUUGUGUGUGGCCUUCAGAAAAUUGCCACAUAAUGUGUUUUUGCGGAUUUCUCCGUAUUUGGGAAGCGAUGGACAACGACAGCCAUUCGAGAUUGGAACCGAGAGCAAUAAAUUCAAAUUGAUUCAUCAAUUUGAAAAGAUUUCAGGAGUGGUGAGUAUUUUUUGGGGAAAAACUGGAACAUUAGUAGACUAUGCAGAAUAAUUUUUUUCAGACAAAUGGUGUAUUUGUGAUUGGCGCUGCGCCAACCUUGAUUCUUUAUGGGUCUUGGGGCGGAAUUCAAACUCAUCCGAUGGCUAUCGAUGGACAUAUCAAGUGAGUUUUGGGUUGAAUAUUAUUUUCUUCAACAUAGCCUAAAUCAACCCUAUUCCUAAUUUGCAGAGCCUUCACUCCAUUCAAUAAUGAAAAUGUGAAACAUGGUUUCGUUUACCUGACAAAUGAUGAAGAAUCCGAACUUCGAAUCUCAAAACUCGCUUCAGAUUUUGACUACGAAAUGCCAUAUCCGGUGAAAAAAAUCGAAAUUGGAAAAACCAUUCAUUUUGUGAGAUAUUUGAGUAAACCGGAUGUUUAUGCGGUUGUUAGUUCGGUUCCGGUGAAAUCGAAUAAGAUUUGGGUUGUUAUUAAUGAUGAUAAACAAGAGGAGAUUCAUGAGAAGGAUGAGAAUUUUAUGUUGCCCGCAUUGCCAAAAUAUACGUUGAAUGUGAGUUUUCAAGAGGGUUUUUUUGAGGAGAGAGAACAAAAAGACAAAAAACUUUGAAUAUGUCUACAAUUAGUUUAUUUUUCAACAAUCCCAAAUUUCUUCCAGCUUUUCUCGUCCCAAGACUGGAACGCAGUGCCCAACACCGAUCUGAAAUUCGAAGAAAUGGAAGCUGUAACCGCUUGCGAAGAUGUCGCUCUCAAAUCUGAAUCAACAAUGUCUGGACUCGAAACAUAUCUUGCAAUUGCAACAGUAAAUAAUUAUGGAGAAGAAGUAUCAGUUCGUGGAAGAAUUAUUUUGUGUGAAGUUAUUGAAGUUGUUCCCGAACCAGGACAACCGACUUCAAAUCGAAAAUUGAAGGUAUUAUAUGAUACGGAGCAAAAAGGACCGGUGACUGGAUUGUGUGCGAUGAAUGGAUUGUUGGUGACUGGAAUGGGACAGAAGGUGAGAGUUUUCAAAUUGUGCCACGUCAUAGCUCGGGUUUUUCCAGAUUUUCAUGUGGCAAUACAAAGAUGGUGAUUUGAUGGGUCUUUCCUUCCUUGACAUGCAUUUUUAUAUCAAUCAAAUUUUCUCGAUUCAUAAUAUUGCAUUGGCUUGUGAUAUUGAAGAAAGUGUUUCGCUUAUUCGAUUUCAGGUAAGGUUUUUUGGUACACUUUGAGGAAAAUCCGAGAGAAUGGAGUUUUUGAUCGCCAGAAAUUUGACAUUGUGAUUCACAGGGGUGCGAACGCGACAUGCGCCAGCAAAAUGCGCGAGGUGUGUGGUGUGGUGUGUGUUUGUCUGCGUCUCUUCAUACAAACACACUCUCUCGCCACCGAAAUUUUUUUUGUUUUUUUUUCUAGAAGCCGGUUCAAAACCGACUUUUUCGGAGUAGUUCUACAUGUGAGGAGAUAGACAAACAAAAUUAUAUAUUUUUAGUUUGAUUUUAAAAAUUACUGAAGCAGGAAAUUGAUGUUUUUGAACCAUGCCCUCGAAAUCAUAGUUUCGGGUCUUUCAAACUGUGAAUACUGAAAUUUUUCGACAGUUUUGUAUGUAUUCUUCGAUUGUCGAUCGAUAUUAUACAAAAUAUUAUUAAAAUAUUCUUACAUUUAUCUAGUAAAAGAAGGUAACCAUCUUUUAUGAGGGUUUUCUCUGACAAUAGCUUAUUAGUAGCCUACUAUUUUUACUCAAAAUCGUUCAGAACAAAGUUAAAUAUCAAAAAAUAUGACACUUUUCAAAAUUCUAGAUCGAGAAGUCCAACUUUUCAACGUUUUUUCUGAGUGAUUUUUUUCUGUUCUAGCGCUGGUACCUUACUUUUAAAAAUCAAGAAACCUAUCGAAAAUAUCAUCAAAUUCAUUGUUAUUACAUCCCACUCUAAGCCUGACAUGUAAAAAUUGAAAUAAAACCAAAAUUAAGAAAAAACAGAUUUUGAAAUGAAAAAAUGGUCUGUCUUCAAAUGGCAUCAGCACCUUUCAUUCUGCACCGAUCUUCAUCGUUGAGGUCUCAAAAAAAUUCUAAUGUGAUUUUCUAUCUCGGAUACUCCUCAAGAACAUGUGAAAAACACCCAUCAACUCGUAAAUCUCUUCGAAACUUGAAAAAACGUUUUUUUGCAACAGAAAAAAAAGUCGAUGUUGAAUGUGCGCUCUAUUGAUAAAAAUUGAAAUGCGCCAGCGCCCGCGCGAUUCAAAUUUAUGUAGUGUUCGCACCCCUGUGUGAUUUUUAAAAUUUAAAAUCUUUAAAUAUAAAAUUAUCAAUCUUUCAAAAAGUUUUCAACCUUCUUCCCAAAAUUCUCAAUUUCUCAGGAAGACUACAAAGCAAUGUCAGUAACAUCUCGAGAUGAUCGAAAAUGUGCACAACCACCAAUGGUUGCUCAGUUUAUAGUCGAUGGAAAUAAACUGGGUUUCUUGUUAUCCGAUGAAGCCGGAAAUGUUACACUUUUCAAUUAUUCACCCGAACUGAAAGAAGCAAAUGGUGGAGAAAGAUUGGUUUUAAGAGCCAGUUUGAAUAUUGGAACAAAUAUAAACGCGUUUUUGCGAAUCAAAGGACAUACUUCACUUUUGCCUCAAAAUUUGGAAUCGAUUGAUCAAAAACAGACGACACUAUUUUCUAGUCUAGAUGGUAGUUUUGGAUAUAUUCGAGCGUUGCCGGAGAAAACUUAUCGAAGACUUCAUUUUUUGCAAGCUUUGAUUGGAAGUGUUACACCGCAAAUUGCUGGAUUGCACACAAAAGGAGCACGCUCUGCAAAACCACCGGAGCCGAUAAAAAAUGGAGCGAAUUUGAGAAAUAUGGUUGAUGGUGAUGUUGUUGAGCAGUAUUUGCAUUUAUCGAAUGGUGAUAAACAUGAUUUGGCGAGAAGAUUGGGUGGAAAUCGGUGAGUUAUUUGGAGAGACUAAAAACUAGAUGAGCCUAAGCUUUGGUCUGAAAAUUGAGCUUUUCUGAGACCAAAUAUGUAAGCUUAAAAAAUGCUAGGCCUACAUUUUGAUGCGGACAUUUUUUCUUCGGGUUCAAAAAUUCCGCUGUUUUUUCAGAUUAAUAAAUAAACUUUUUUUUCCACGUGGCCUUAUCAUUUGGAAAAAUUGAAAUUGUAAUCUAAUUUUGAAGAUUAUCUUAAACAAGUUAACUGAUGUUUCCUUUGUAUUUUCAGCCAGUAAUAAAAAAUUUGCCUAAAAUUUUUGAAAAAGGCUAGUGAAGAUUCAGUAAUUUUUGUUGGAAAGUUUUAGUUUUCAGAAAAAUUCUCAACUUUUCCCAAAACUCCAGACAUUUUUUCCUUAUCUUGAUACUUUUGUAGACUAAUUAAUCAAGAUUUUUUUCUUGCAGAUAUCACAUUAUUGACGAUUUGAUGCAACUUCGAAAAAUGUCAUUUUAUUAUUGA